CACACUUGGAUACACAAUAUACACCCAAUCUCUCUGAAGUGUUCACGCAAUGUUGAAGAUAGUCUUCCUUUUGGGCUCCGUGCAUGCCGCUCAAAGUGUCCUCGGAGGGAGGUGCCACCAACUACUGGAAAGCAUUGCUGAUGAGGAUGAAGUGUCUGUGGCGGCGCUGUGCCGGAGCCAUUUGGGGCCGAAGGGAUGUCACGAGCUGCUUCAAAGGCUUGGAAAGGCUCCAUGGAAUGAUGAGGUGCGGGAAAAGGUUUGCCUGGAGAAUGCAGAUCUCUUUGAGCCAAGGGGCCUCCUAGACUCGCCUCUUGAUGAGGUGACUGGCACCAAAGAUCCACAAAUUGCUUUUGCUGCCAUGAAUGCUGGACAACAAGCUGGGAGCCCUCCCGCAUCUAUAGCUCCUCCUGUCCUGACAGUGCCGCCCAUCACCGUCAACCUGCCAACUGCAGCGCCGGUACCUGCCAUACAGCUCCCAAACACGAAGUCAGAGAUCAGCUUUUCAGGAAUUCCAAAGAGCGAGGCUGACAAGGUUCGGGAGAAGCUGGGGCAAAUUUUGGCGCCGAAGACCACCUCGCCAACACCGCUCUCCUCGGACAUGACUGAGGUGAUUCGAUCUCGCUUCACCAGCAAGGAUGCUUUGCCAAACAGCGGAGGACAGUCCCAAGCUGGGUCAAGGCGUCAGAACAGAGUCAAAGAGGACAAGUGGUGGGAGUCGCCAGAAGUAGCUCAAAGAGAUCCCUCUCCGGAACCAGCCCAAGCAGCUCAAACCCUUGAUGAAGGCCGCGUCGCCCCAGCGAGCCACCGGAAGAACCAGGACCAGGCCUACUGGAUGCGUGAGGCGAAGUAUCACCCGACAGGGUCCACUUCUGAUGCCACGUCUGGCGGUUACGACUGGGGUAACUUCAUUAGCUCUGACGCCAAGCGCAAUCCAAACAGAGGAGAAGGCAAAUAUGAUUGGAAUGGAGAUGAAAGGAUGUACAGCCUUCCGGACAAAGUUCUGCGACGCGGAACCGAUGAAAAGACAUGGAUAGGGCUCGUUUGGGGUUUUGGCUUGGUGGCGCUGGUGAGCUUGACCUCCUCUUUGGCGCUCCGCUGGCGGCAGGGAGCGCCACAGGGAGCGCCACAGGAGGCACCACAGGCCUACUCGCGGCUGGAGGCCCAGGUUGCCGCGACAAGCUCGCGUGAGCUGCGCUUUGCCUGAAUCCUGCUCAAAGGCUCCAAUCAUGAGCCAUGGGUGGCCGUUUGCAGGGUCUGUCACUAAGAUGGAUGACAGUUUUCCUGCCAUGGAAGUCUGUGGAAGUUGGGUACAAGAGUGUCA
Messenger RNA from Durusdinium trenchii, 1321 nucleotides. NCBI's taxonomy places the organism in Eukaryota, Dinophyceae, Suessiales, Symbiodiniaceae. The record is from the annotation of a GenBank genome assembly.